AUUUCCACCCUCAAAUAUAAGUUCUUUAUCUAUGGAUAUAACCUUUAAUGCUUUUGCCGAACAAGUGUUACACUUAAAUACUACAAAAUACAAACCAUAUAAAAAGGGUAUUUAAAAUGUCACUUCUUCUUCCCCUUGAGUCGAAUCCCGAUGUAAUGAAUAAGUUUAUGUACCUUCUCGGCGUGCCGGAAAAAUGGAAUGUGGUAGACGUAUAUGGAAUAGACGGUGACGCGCUAGAAUGGGUUCCUAAACCAGUCCUAGCCCUCAUUUUGCUCUUUCCCUACAAUACAAAGUAUUUUGAAUUUGCGAAACAAGAAGCAGAAGAAAUUAAAGAAAAGGGUCAGAUAAUUGUGCCCGAUUUGUUUUACAUGAAGCAAUAUGUUUCUAACGCUUGUGGCACAAUAGCUCUGAUACACUCUGUCGCAAAUAAUGCAGAAAGGGUGCAAUUACAAGAUGGAGACUUUAAGAAAUUGCUAGAGAAUUCAAAAAAUUUAACUCCUGAAGAACGAGGGGAGAUGCUUUCCACAGCCGGCGUCAACUCUGAUGCAUACAAGGUGAUAAAAGCUCACCAAGAAUUAGCCAAGGAAGGACAGACAGAGGCCGACCCAAAUGAGAAGGUGGUUCAUCACUUUGUAGCUUUCGUUCAAAAAGGGGGUUACUUAUAUGAACUCGACGGUAGAAAAGACUUUCCAAUAAAUCAUGGUCCGAGCUCUGAAGAAACAUUCUUGACGGAUGCCGCCAAGGUAUGCAAAAAAUUUAUGGAGCGGGAUUCAGAAGAUGUAAACUUCACAAUUAUGGCCAUUACCGCGAAAGAAUCGUGAAAGAAGCAUUUCAAUCAACAUUUACAAGCUGGCAUGUUUAAUAUGCUGUUUUGGUUUAGCCGGCUGGUGCUUGCAUUCUGGUUUAAUUCUUGAAAUAUUUAUAGAGGAUUUUUUUAUUUAGUUGCACACACACCUUUCACUGUUGACUAGAUGUGACUAUUUUUUCUCUAAUAAAGAAUUACACUUUCGA
Molecule: messenger RNA, 1011 nt
Organism: Cylas formicarius (sweet potato weevil)
Lineage: Eukaryota; Metazoa; Arthropoda; Insecta; Coleoptera; Brentidae
Gene: Uch
Product: ubiquitin carboxyl-terminal hydrolase
Exons: 7
Coding region: 117-821 (234 amino acids)
Biological process (GO): ubiquitin-dependent protein catabolic process; protein deubiquitination
Cellular component (GO): cytoplasm
Molecular function (GO): cysteine-type deubiquitinase activity
Source: RefSeq, a predicted model, not a curated record